Molecule: messenger RNA, 2330 nt
Organism: Aspergillus sclerotioniger CBS 115572
Lineage: Eukaryota; Fungi; Ascomycota; Eurotiomycetes; Eurotiales; Aspergillaceae
Exons: 6
Coding region: 166-2163 (665 amino acids)
Biological process (GO): DNA-templated transcription; positive regulation of transcription from RNA polymerase II promoter by galactose
Cellular component (GO): nucleus
Molecular function (GO): DNA-binding transcription factor activity, RNA polymerase II-specific; zinc ion binding; RNA polymerase II cis-regulatory region sequence-specific DNA binding
Source: RefSeq, a predicted model, not a curated record
CAAUGAGAUGCCCGGUUGAUAGUACUCCGGGGAUCCACCCGAGGCCGUUGAAUGGAUAGCCGAUGACCCCGGAGUAGGGUGUGCCUGCCCUGUGAUUGGACCGUGGCUGAGUAAUGCACGUCUGCAAAGUGCUGGAGAGAUGACUUCAUCACAAGCCAAUAAUUCAUGCCACUGCCGAACAGCUGUUCAGGCCCGCUAGCGUGUCUUUGUCAAAGUACCCUGGGACAGUCCCAGACACCCGCGAUAAUGCGACGCGGGGGCCAAGAUGGGUUCUCCCUCAGCCGGAACUCUCACAUCCCUGCGUGCGUGGAGUGUCGAGCGAGAAAGGCCAAGUGUUCCAAGGAGCGUCCAUCCUGCUAUCAUUGUCGCUCAAUCAAUCAACCAUGUGUCUAUCCGCCCAAGCCAACUCGGACACCCCUGACAAGACAACAUCUUUCGGCCGUGGAAGAUCGCCUCCAGAGUCUAGAGACCGCGAUGGAACGGCUCUUUCCGGACGGCCAGAUGGAAUCUGUCAUCCGAUCUCUGUUAACCGAGUCGCCAGAUAUCGGGUCCUUUGGGGCUAGUCUUGCUCAAGGGAGCAUGGUAGACGCUGCUCCUGGACAUGAUGCAUGGGUGAGCAACCCACUUGCAGCGGACAGCAGUGGACCGGACCCUGGCUCUCUUGGUCAGCUCCCGAUGGAGGUCGAUCUCCCGAUGGAUCUAAGUUAUCUUACAUCUGAUGGAGCCGACCCACUUAGUUGGAUGAGUGAGCCUGGGUCUUCGGUCACAGAUGAAGUUUACAUCCGCGCCUACUUUCACAACUAUCACCCCAUGUAUCCAUUCAUCCACGAGGCAACGUUCGUGUCCCGAUACCAGGGCUCUUACCCUGUCAGCGAGAAGGAGGCCGCAUGGUCCAUCCUGGUGAACAUGGUCCUCGCCAUCGGAGCUUGGUCGAUCGCCGAUAACCAGUCCGACGUUGACAGGAAGUAUUUCGAACGAGCGAAAGACUACCUCAAGAAACUUUCCAUGUUUGAACGCGGCAACAUCACUCUUUUACAGGCACUUCUUCUCCUCAACGUAUAUAACGAGAAGUGCGGAAAUCCCAAAGAAAGCUGGCAUUUCCUGGGUCUUGCUGUGCGGAUGGCCAUCGACCUGGGGCUACACAACGAGCGCACGUACGCAAACUUCAAUCAAAGCCUACUAGAUCAAGAAAUCCAGAGACGGGUAUGGUGGACAGUCUACUGCCUCGACAGCUGCUCCUCCAAGAUCCACGGCCUUCCACUGCUUCUCCCAGAAGACCGUUUGAUAACAGUCCACCCGGUGUCCAACAUUCUUGAUGAGAGUCUGACCCCACAAACGAGCACGCCUCCACCAAAAACAGACGCCCCAACCAUCUACACGGGCCUGAUCCAGCAAUCUAGCUAUCACCGUCUAGCGAACAGCAUCUACCGCCGUCUUCUAUCCACCGAUACCACCACCGCCCAGGAGAUCAAGGCCCUAGAUGACAUGAUCAACACCUGGCACGCCAAAUUCUCCCGCAGCCCAGAGACAUUCGACAGAAGGCUCCUCCCUCAAUGGGCAAUCUUGGCCCGGGACCGCCAGACCCUCUGCGACCAAAGCCUACGUCUUCUGAUCCACCGACCGGCCUUACUCCGGUGGCUUGAUAGAAAGCGUAUCUCAGCCGACCCGACAGCGGGAAACGAGCCGCUUAGUGAACGUCAAUGCCGCGCCAACGCCGUACGCAUGGCCCGCGAUACGAUCCGAAUGGUGACAACUAUGAUUGACGAGGGCCGGUACUCGAAGAUCACCCUCUCUUUUACCCUAUACGCCCUCUUCCACGCGGUCCUCGUCCCCGUCAUCCACCUCCACGCAGACCCCGCCUCACCAGACUCCAUCACCUGGCAGCGAGAUAUCAAGGAGACGGGGGCUAUGCUUUCCAGACUUGCCUUCUGCAACGACGCUCUAUCCAGCCACUUCCUCGUGAUUCUUGAUCGUAUCUGCUCAGGGCCGAUUCGCGACCAGCAACGGCCACUAUCCUCCACCCAUGCUGCGGUGAAACCAGCCGAUCUCCAACCGCCAUCAAACGACAUAUUCGGAAACCACGAGCUAGGACGUCUAGCAGCGCACUCAUCCACAGCACCAGAAGCCGUGACUUUCUCGGAGUGGACGAACACGAAUCAUUGAUGCUGCAUGCCAUGGAUUCUACCUCUGAUGUAAUCUACAACUAUAGCUAAUAGCUAAACAUCUAAAAAUGACACAUCCAACCGUGUCAUGACUUACAUACUCACCUUAGUAUAAAGUACCCAAUUCCCCAAAUACCCACGCAAAGAAUCACCGUUCAUAUCACUAGC